CUAUAUGCCACCAAAAUCUUCACUACUUAGCUACGGAUUUCGAGAGUGAAUGUUGUGUUUGUUUCUUUUUUUAUUUCAUCGUGUGUAUUACGUUGUUUACUACAGGACUAUAGGUAACGAAAAUAAUAUUUAAAAAUAAAAUAAUAUUCCAUUCGGUCAUCCGCUCAAGAGCAAAAGUAUGUAAUUUAGGUAUUUUACCUAUUUAACUAAAAUAUCUAGCCACGUGCGAACACCUAUGCUAAUAUUUAGAACAUACGGACCUUAUAUAUAGUAAACAAAUUUGGAGUAAGUUUAAUUUGUUUUUGUUUUUAAUAAACUAUAAUAAACUCGUGGUUUAUUAUUACAAACUAAAAACAUAUUUUUCUUUUUUGAAAGAAAUUCGAAAAAAGACACAGCGUUGUAUUAUAAAAUAUUAUUAUUUUUAUUUAUAAAAUCUGUCUGCUUAUUUAAGAGCACACAUCAGUGUCACACAUCGUUUUUAAACCUGAAAACCGUGUCCUAAUAUGUCCUAAUCCUAUUUAUCUCGAACUAAGUAUGAUUUAGCACCGGAUAAAAAAACUUUAUGAUGAAAAUUAAAGAACACAAAUAUAACUAGGAAAACGCAUAUUCAUUUUAUAGUUAAAUAUUAAUUUACAAAAGAAUUAUUGCUUCUAAUUUCUAUAGUGAAGGUUUUAUUAUUAUGCGUUUAAAAAAAAAAAAAAGUCUGUUUCUAUAAAUAACUUAUGUACCAGAAAUCUUACUCCAAUCAUUAAAUGUAACAUUUUUUUAAAAAACAUUUUUUAUUAGUUAGUUUAACAAGAUCAUUUUAGAUUUUGAGUGAAGUGAAGAAAGCUUAUGGUUUUACAAAUAUAUUUUUUUUUUUAUUUGUGGACAACUUUUCUACCAGAAAUUUUGCUCUGAAUUUUAAGUGUAGCACCUUUUCUGAAAGGAAUGGUUUACGAAAUGUAUUUUAUUCAAAAAAGUUUUUUUGUUGUGAUUCAGUUAAAAAUAUUCGUAAAUAUUUGAAAUUUGAACACAAAACAUAUAUUUGCCUUUUUUAGACGUGGUAAAAAUUGUAUAAAACAUUUUAGCCAUUUUGGGCUAUUUAUUGAAAUUUUGAUUUUGCUAGUUUUUAUGUAAUUUUUUUUCACUAGGGUCAAGGGGAGGCGACAGCGCUCCCUGGAAUUUUGUUUGCUCUUCUUGUUAAAUAUAGGUAAAUUAAAAAUGUAUUAAAUAAUCAAAUAAAUUUGACUAGUCUUAGUAAAAGGGUAGAUAAGCAAAAAAAAAAAAAAUCCAUAACUAUAAUUUUAGUAACGCCUCCUUCUUCCCUAGACAAAUUGUCUAGAUUUAACACUGUCUGUGAAUAAAAUUGUUAGACUAAACAGAAAUGAGUGAAAAUUUAAUAGGAAGUUUAUUAUAAUUUAUAAGUUUUAUUUUGUGUUAAAAAAAAAUUGAUUUAAUGUCGAAUUUUUUUAAGAAUUUGAAUAUUGAAUUUUGACGAAAAUCGUAAAUACCAUAUCCAAAACACGUACAACUGAACUUCGCUGAGAAUUGUUUUUCGUUAGCAAUGAUUAAUCGCUGUGUACAGAUAUACAAUAUAUUUUCCUCUAUAUCCUACCUUCCCAACAUCUCUUCUACAACAGAGACCUACUCUUUGUGCAAAGUUUAUCCGUAUUUUUUUUAAAUUGUAAAUAAAAAAAUCUUUAAAAAAAAUUACUUCAUAACUGAGGAGUAUAAAACAAUACUUUUAUGACUUUCUCUAAAAUCCCUAGAAAUUAGCAGCAAAUAAUAUUGAUCGGUGACUUAUCUCACAAAUUGUGUUUGCAAAAUGUGUACAUUUUAUUAAAUAAAUAGAUACAUAGAUAAUAAUUAAUAACAUAUUAUUUAUAAAUACCUAACUAAAAUAAUAAUUAUAAUAAUAGUAUUUAUAUUAAUUAUAUUAUAAUAUUACUGUAAAUAUUAUAUUUUAACAUUAUGCAUUUUCAGAACAACAUGAUGUCUCAACAUAAUCACUCAGAUUAUACAAUUUGUUGGUUUCGUUUGACUGGAACAGAGUUGAUUGUUUAUACAGUUAUUUCUUUCCUGGCGGUAUUAAUAAGCUAUGACAGAUGGAAACGCAGGCGCUUUGUAUUAUUGGCUGACAAACUAAACGGUCCAAAGGAUUAUCCCAUUAUAGGUUCAGCGUUGGAUUUUAUUGGAACGCCCAAACGUAAGAGAACUAAUGAUACACCUACCGUUGAAAAUACUUAAUAGUACUUAAUAAUAGCACUGGUUUUUGUCCUGUUUGCUUAAUACUCACAUAAGUGCGGUCAACUAUAUUCUUAUUUUUGGUCCUGCAUAAUAUUCCCUUAUUUAUUAGUUUGUCACUUGUUCCCCAUAUCUACUCCAUUUGUCCAUCACUUCCCUAAUUAUUUCUCACCACCCUUUAUUUUGCCUACCUUUAUUCCGGCUUCCACAUAAACAGCCGCCGAAAUUUACCCCACGCAUUUUUAGUUAACGACCCCCUCCUCAUUCCCUCAUUGAAAUUAUUUUCCGUUCAUGGCUUUAACCAUCUCAUUUUUCCUUUUAUACCCGCUAUUCUUUGACUAUCUAUCUCUUGUUUAUACUAUAUUCCUAAUCCUACACAACCUAGUCGACCCACUGGCCACCCUUUUAUUCUUGAGUGUACAUUUUAUCACACAACACUCCUGUAGCUUCCGUUAACUUCAUCCGGCAUCCCCCAAAAACCACCUACACCCCAUACAAUGUAUCUAUUCUCUUACUCCACUGAACUACAGGUAUACGAACUCUUGGACUCGAUUUAUAAUUUUACCUACACAUACAUUAUGAAACCCGUGUUUUCUUUUUAUUAUGAAUAAAUUAGUAUUAAGUUAUUACUAUAAUAACUUACAAAUGUAUUAUUUGAUCAUCAGAGAUUUACGAACAUUUUACAAAAUUACGAGACAAAUACAAUCAUGAUCUGUUUAAAGUAUGGUUGGGUUCUUCUUUAUAUGUCGUCAUAAGGAAGCCAGAAGAUAUUCAAGUAAGUAUUUUGUCUUAUAUUUUUGUGUUAUACUAAAUUUAAUAUCAUAAAAACAAAAUUAUAUGAGACACGUUCGGUGAAAUUGUCAUAGGUAGGUACAUAAUAUGUUUAAACGUGUAUUUUAUUUGUUGGUUAUGGACCAGUGCCACAACUGUUGGGUGUGAAAGAUGUACAUUGCACAUAGCCACAAAGCGAUGGAACUAUGUAUACGUAUAAGCUAUUUAUAUUGUACUUAUAGACCCCCAAAAUCGGUAUGUUACAAUUAAUUGUAUAGGUGUGAUUGAAAGAAAUUUUAAUAGAAAUAUUUUAAUGAAGAAAAUAAUUACCUGCAAGCUUAAUAAUAAUUUUUGUAAAAAUGCUAAAAGCAUCUAAUAUUAUCUAAUAAUAUUUACUUUUAGACACAAAUUUUUUUGAAUUGUGAUUUCGUCGAUUUCGGGCUUCGAAUAAUAGAAAAAGCACUGAUUAAAUAUUCAAUAUAACUUGUCUGUUAAAAACUUGUUUAUUUUUGUUCUGAUUUUCAAAUAUAGUUAUUAGUUGUUCUAAAAGAAAAUAUUAUUUAGUUGGUGCAGUGAUGAAGUUACUAUUUAAUUUUCUUUUGUAAUUUUUUAAUAUUUGGGGGAAAGAAAAUAUAGGGAAAACGGAAAAAAAAAAAUUAUACAGUAACGGUUCCCGUAUUUUUUAUAUUUUUUUUUGUUGUGAUUCAGUUAAAAAUAAUCGUAGAGACCAUAUUUCCCUUUUUAGGACGUAGUACAAUUUUCAAAAUAUUCUGUAAUUUUUUGAAUUAUUUAUAGACAUAUAAAAUUGUCGAUUUUUCAUUUGCUUUUGUAUAGAAAAUAUGAUAUAGAUAUUGUCCGAGAAAUUUCAAGCAAAAAUCCUUGAAAAUUUAACAUGAGGUUACCAUCAUAUAUGUUUUAUUUUUGGCUCAUUAAAAAAGUAAAUGAUAUAGGUAAAAUAUACGUAAAUGCCUAUUUAAAAAUUUGACGCAUAGUUCAUCGUAAUUCAUACUUAAUUUCAUAUUUAAAAAGUGAGAAUAACAUUAACACAAUACCAGGGGUACCUAUCUAUUGAGGAGCUACUCUCUCCCAUAAUAUAAAUAAGUAUCUAUCGGCAUUUAGAUCCCUAUUCACAAUAGGUUUUUAAAAAUGAAUAUAAGCGUCAUGCCUCAAAUUAUAAUAGUCACACACCAGUCUCAUAGUUUUUAAUCGUAUCAUUGGUUAUUGUAAUUAUUUUAGGUAAAAGAUUUGAUGUUUGUAUACACAUAACAUUACCUACGUCAGUAAUCAACACUAGAUAGAUUUGUGCUCAGUUAGCGUUAAUCGGUGGUUAAAUUUUAUGCAAGCCGACCAAAUUCUAUCUAAUUAACUCACAAGCCACGGUUAGCGCUAAUCCUCCACAUUUUAAGAAUCAGACUCAAAGUAAAAUAGGAACAUAGAAUUAUAUAUGAGAGUUAGGUUAGGUAUAUUGUAUAGGGUUAGAAUUUGUAAAAUAUUUUUGAGAUGUUCUAAUAAGAGAAUUGAUAUUCUAUAAAUUAUACCUAAUUUGAGUUAACUAAUAUUAUUUGAUUUCGUACCUAAAAGAAAAAACCAUAAUUUAAAAUACUGAAUUUAGUUUAAAACUGUAUUUGUUUCAGAUUAUCUUAAAUAGUUCGAAUGCUUUAAAAAAGGGCUUUAUAUAUAAGUUUCUUGGUAAAGUUUUGGGCAAAGGCUUAAUCAUUGCUCCAGGUACGUAGGAAUCUAUAUUUACAUUUUCGACAGUAUCUAUACAUUCGUAUAGAUCCCAUAUUAUUUUGUGUUUAAUGUUUUUAACUUACGAGUUACUGAUUUUAAGUGUAACUAUAUGACGUAUGAUAUAUUAUAUACUUUAUAGAAUUUACAAUAUACAUUAUAUUUACAAUUUUAUUAACGUUCAUAACUUAUUCCAUCAAUUCAUAUGUUAAAAACAUAGCAAAUAACAGCAUAAUAUAAUCAAUUGUACUCGUAUAUAAUAAUUUAUAAGUAGAUAAUAGUUUACCAGUGGCAGUGACGUAUUUGACUUAGUUUUAUGGGAGGUGGGUGGGGCGACACUAAAAUUAUAAUACACAAGCUUAUAUUCUACCCUAUCUAUCGUUUUUACCCUAUUUAUAGUGUAAUAACUACACAAAUUAAUUGAUAGGGAGGCGACCGCCCCCAUCGCCUCACCCUAAAAUAUGUCAAUGACCAGAGGUGUUUUUGUUUUCGGCCUCUUUUUCUAUCUUCUAAGAGAUCUUUUAUAGCUCAAUGUAUGAACUAUAUUUUAAUCUAAACUUAUAUAACCAACAUUUAAGAGAAGUUCUAGUUUUUCAACUUUUUAAUAUACUAUUGUCAUAGAAAAUAGUUAUAUAAUUGACAUAAUUUUAUGAGAACUAAACAUUAUGUAGAUAUAAUGUAUAUUGUACAACCAAUAUUACAUUUUAUAAAUGUAAUUAUCAUUUUGGUAAACAUGUUUUUAAUUAUUACAGUAAGCAGAUGGAAAAUACACCGCCGUUUAAUAAGCCCUUUGUUUAAGUCCGUAAAUUUAAAGGAACAUUAUUUCCCUGUAUUUAUGGAGAAAUCUAAAAUUCUCAUUCAGAAUCUACAUAAGGAAGUAGGUAAAACACAGCCGUUUGAUAUUUCGGAGUAUGUAUCAAAUAUUACUCUUAGUACUGUUUGUCGUAAGUAUUUGAAAUUUGAAUACUUAAAUAUUACCAACUGCAGUGUAAUUUUAUUUAUAACUUUUGAAAUAGUGAUUGAGCAAUUUUCUCGGAGAAUUAAAAUGAAUUUGAUUUUUGGUUUUUUGUUUUAUUUUUUUUAAAGCAUUAUGACAAUUUAAAAAUUUAUUUGAACACUAGUUCCAAAUUAUUACAUCUAUUUCUAAUACAUUAAAAGUUUAUUACCGUUUGAUUUUCAAAUGGCAACCCUCGUUUCAAUACAUAUUUAAAAAAAGACGGACAUACUUCGCACGAUGACCACAGCUGUUGGUGAGAAGUUGGGAUGUUAGGAUAUAGAAGAGAAAUUAAUUUGUAUCUUUCAGCAACAAUAAACCAUUGCUAUACUAAAAAGGAUUCUGAGUGGAGUUCAGUUGAUAGUGAUGCUUUGUCAACAAUAUAUAAAUAUAUGUCAUAUUAUGGUCAAAUUAAAUAGGAAUCAUAUAUUUUCUUUAAUAUUGUAUCGGUGUUCCCGGUUUUUCUACGUUUUUCCCGGUUUUUUUCCUGGCUUUUCACAAAAUUCCAUUACAGAAAAGGGUCUACGUCAUAUACAUUGGAGUAAAUUUUCUGGUAGAAGAAGUGUUCACAUAAAAAAAAAACAAUAAUAAUAAUAAAUAAACAUCUUUGUAAAAUCAAACAUUCUUCGCUACACUCAGAAUCUUAAAUGUAUAUGCAUAACAUUAAAUCGAAUUUACCGUUUUAUAUAAGUUAUUAAAGAUUAAAAUUUAGACUAGAGGAAUAGCCGAAUAAGGAAGAGUGAUAAUAAUCAUUUUUAGAUGAUAGCCUUUUCUUACUCUUCGAUCUAGAUUUUAAACUGUUAUAACUUGUAAGAUAUAAAUGGUAAACUCGACAUUAAUUUUAUGCAUAUCAAACGUUUAGAAAAAUAUCCUCUAAUAGAAUAAGAGUAAAACUUUGAAAACUUCGGAGUAAAUAAGAUCAUUAAACAAUUAUAUAACGAUUAAUGACUGGAAAAAACCAAAAUUACGAAUUUACGAAUUUACUUAAAUAAAUUCUUUGUACCAAGUGAUCCAUUUAAGUAGGUAUCCCGGAAAGUAUUACAUUUUUCGGGAAUUUAUUUUCUAGAACAUUAAAGAAAUAAGCUGUUCUAUAAUUUUAUAUUUAUGUUAUUUUUUGUCACCCUUAUUUUCGGGGGUAAAACCACUACAUAAUUUUGAUUUGGCAACCUAUAAUUAAAAAGUUCAUAAAUUGACGGAGUAUUAGAUAAAAUAAAUUUUAGUGUUGAAAUUGUUGAUUCCCGUUAAUCCGUUGACGAGAUAUUUCACUUUCAAUAAUUUUUUUGGAGAAGAGUAGCGGAGUGUCAUUUAUGUGGCGGUACGGCGUGCGACGUGUUAUUAAUGCACCACUACAACUCUCCUCCAACUUAUAAUUAAAAGUGGAAUAUCUCGUCAAUGGCUAGACAAAAAUAAAAAAUGUCAACACUCAAAUUUAUUUUGACUAAUACCCCCAAAAAUAAGGGUGACAAAAAAAAAGCAUUAAUAUAAAAUUGUAGAGCUGGUUGUUUCUUAAAUAUUCUAUAAAACAUAUUCCGAAAAAAGUGAAUACUUUCCGAGAUAAUGUGUGUACCCAUUUAAAUCGAUCACCCGGUACGUAAUUGCUUGAUUGUGAUCAUAAGCGUGUGCGGUGGCUCUCGAAAAGGUAGGCAACAAUAUUUAAAAUCAAACCUUACACACAAAUAAUCUAAAUAGUUUUGGAGAGGGCGUAAGUCCCCAUUGCAUUGAUUUUGUUUACUUAGUAUUUAGUAGAUGAGAAAUUUUUUAGAAGGACUUAACUGAGUUUUCGGGGGUAGGAUAUUCUUUAAAUUCCCCUCCUCUACUUGCGAAAAAUCAAGAAAACAAUAGGGUUUAAUAUUUAAAAACAAAUAUAUAACCAACCUUUUUUUUAGAUUUUAAACGAAGGUUGGAUUGUAUUGGUUUUAUAAUGAUGUUUAUUUUAUUUUUAUUUUUUAAUCUGUGAAUAACUUUUCUACUAGAAAUUUUGCUUCGAUUUUCAAGUGUAGCAUUUUUUCUGAAAGGAAAUCUGACUGUAGCAAUACUUUAAGCAGGCGAUUUUUUGAUUCUCCUGGGAGUUAUUAUAAUAAAUGGGAGAAACAGGGAAAAAACUAAGGAAAAACGGUAAAAUUUCCGAAAUAUAUUACUUUCAAAUCGUAAAUAUUACGGCCUUUCAAAACAUGUAUAAUCGAGCUCCACUUAGACUCGUUUUUCGUUAGCAAUGAUAAAUCUUUACGUACAAAAAUAUAUUAAUUUCCCCCUCUAUCUUCCCAAUUUCUCAUCUACAACAUUAGCCUAUCCAUCUUGCGAAGGAUGUCCGUUUGUUUUUUCAAAAUACUUUUGCGGAAAAUCUCGCAGUUGCCUCUUCUGCCUCUCCCGUAUGCACGCUUAUGAUUAUUACGAAAAUAAUCAACAUUUAUAUGUAUGCACAUAUAAUUGUAUUAUUAUUUUGAUUUUAUUUAUAGAAACUACAAUGGACUACAAUCUUGAUAUUCAGUCAGACAUAGGUUCUGAAUUUAUGAUAAAUGGGACAAAGUAAACCAUUAAAUGUUUUAAGAAAUAUGUUAAUAUGUAAAUAAAAUUAUAUAAUUUCAGAGCAUUAGAAUUGAUGUCUAACAGGGCACUCACCGUUUGGCUAUACCCUGAUAUUAUUUAUUUCAUGUACUGCAAAAUUUUUGGACUAGAAAAUGCUUAUAAAUUAACAAAAAAACUACCAAGACUUGUAUGUUUAGAAGAAAUUAAAUUAUGAACUUUAUGCUAAAAUAUUAUAAAUGUAUUAUUUAAUAUUUGAAUCUUUUUAGAUGACUGAAAAAAAAAAAAAUGAAUAUGCACACAACGCAAUAGACAAAAAUACAAUUGAAACAUCUGAAAAUGAUGAUAAAAGUAAGUGAUUAUAGUUAGCUAUCUACUGAAUAUUAAUUAAAGAUUAGUGUAGAGAGAGUGGUUUUAUCUAAAAUAAAAAUGUAUGUUAAAAUUCUAACUAUUUAAUGUACACCUUUACAUUAACAACUCUAUUAGAUUCACUUUUUUUUAAAUAGACAAAAAAUUAGAAAAAAUUUAGAUUAAUCUCUUAGUAGAUGAUUUACGUGAAAAUUGGUUGAGAAAUGGGAAAAUAAAAAGUCUAAAAUUUAGACUGUUCUUUAUUUUUGAGGGCAUUUAUACAAACAAAAAUUGUAUGAAUUAUUUUCGAUAUUUUAGAAUUUUUUCUCUAGAUCUAAAAGCCAGACAUGAACCCAUUUUAAAUUUUAGAUAACAAUAAUAAUGACAGUUUUACUGUAAGAAUAAAAAUAGUCGUUUCCUACAAAAUGCUAAAAUCUAUGAAAAAAUAAAAGCGAAUUGCGUCUGCUUCCGUUUCGUACAAUUCGAACACUUUACCAAGGUCAUAUUAUAUAUUUUCUCGAAUGAAAAAUGAAUCAUUUAAUUUCUUGCUAAUAAUUAGAGUUACUUAUUUUUAAAUUUUUAAACUGUCUUACGGUGAUUUUGAUUAGAAAGGUAGUAAUUAAUAUUGAUGGUAGUCAUAGGCGCAAUUAGGGUAGGGGGGUUGAAGGAUCUUUAGUACCCUCAAGUUUAAAAUUAGCAUCCCAAUAAAUACCCAAUAGGCUGCUAACUAGUAUAAACUAAAUAUUUUAUCUAUGUGUAUUUUAUAAUUAAUAAGCAGAACAAAAUACAAAAUAUCUACUGAACAUGUACAAGUAUAUAAAGAAAAGUUAAAAAAGUUUGAUACAUUUUUAUAUAAACAAUUUUAAAAUAAAAUAUGAAUAAUGUAUUAUAGACAAGGGUAUUACCUCUGUGGGUCUGUGCUGUGUCUAUAAUUUUACCGAAAUAAACCAAAAUUAGUGGUUUGAUUGCGCUUAUGUUUGUAGUGUUGAUAUAUUCAAAUAAAUAUUGAACUAUAUUAUGAAACCACCAUCAACUCGUUUACAAUUUAUAUAGGUGUAACUUUUAAGUUUUAGAUCACAUUUACCUCAUGCUCCAUGUCAAUAUUAGGCAGAAUAUCAUAGAUACCUACGUGCCUACUAUAAUUUCAUAUGUAUUAAGUACCUAUUGGUUAUAAAUGCUAUGUUCUUUUGCCUGUGUUGUUUAGAAAAACGUUCAAAAGCCUUGGUGGAUUUAUUAUUGGAAACAAAUAAAGUUGGUGGGAACUUAUCGAAUGAGGAUAUUAUAGAUGAAGUUCUUACUAUAAUUGGUGCUGUAAGUAGAUAUUUUUCAAAUAACUAUACAAAAAUGGUUUCAUCUAUUUAAUAAUAAUUAUCAUAUAAUUAUAAUUAUAUUGUUUAGGGUUACGAGACUACUACAUCGACAGUCGGCUUUUGCAUUUUAUUAUUAGCUAUCGACUCAGAUAUUCAAGUAAGCCACCACGUUAUUGUAGGUGCCUACAGUAGAUAAUGAAUUAUGAAAAGAGUUUAUGCAUUUUCAUAAAAUAUGAAUAGUUAAAUCAAGUAUGUACCUACUUGAUUUAAGUAUAACACAGAUAUUAAGGAUAUUUUUUAUUUUUCAAUCCCAAUUAUUUUAGUUUUCCACCUUUUUCCCUCAACUUAUAUCUCCACUCGAUUUGGUUAUCUGCAUCCUUUAUAGCACGUACCAACUAAUUUCAAAUUACUUAGUUCCAUGAGUUUACUAAACUUUUAUUUCUUUGCAUCGAUUUUUUUUUUUUUAUAUACAUUUUCUUUGCCAGUUUACUAUUUCUGUUACUUGCAUCCUUACAACUUAUUCUAUCACUCGCUCAGUCAAUCCAUUUUCUCUUAUUUUGUAUCAUUUCUAGACGAAUUCAUAUACAAUACUAUUAUUCAUUAUUUUAAAUUUAAAGGUUAAUUUAUAGGAUACUUAUCCAUUGUUGUGAUAAAUCGUACGAUAGACGGUAAUGAUAUUCGAUUGAUAAAUAUAUUUCUGAUAUUUUACUGUCUUUACGAACUCACUUGUCUCGAUUAACUAUACGUUUACUAGACGUUAAAUUUAAUAUCUUGUUGAUUGGACUUCCGGUCAAACACUGCAACAAUAUGAUAAAAAAAUCAUAAUAAUAUUAUUAUUUUUGUUACUUAUACAAUAUUAUUUUAUCAACAAAAAAUUGUACACUUUUUUUCAGCAAGAUUUCUGGUAGAAUUUUUGUACACAGUAUAAAAAAAUAAAAAAUAAAAAUAAAAAAACGUCCUAGAAUAACGGGGACAGGUGCAGCCAUCUGUUGUAGGUAAUUUAAUGCAUACUUGUAAGCAACUAUGAAUCAUUACUUACGAAAAAACGAUUCUGAGCGGAGGUCAAUUGAUAGUGAUGCUCUAUCAACAAUAUAUAUAUAUAUAUAUAUAUAUGGCCUAUUAUAAUAAAAUAAUUAAAUAAGCUUUAUACAUUUUCUUUAAUAAUAUUUGUUUAAUGUUGUACCGAUUUUCCUACGUUUUUUCCCGGUUUUUCACAUAUACUGAGAAAACUCUUGAGAUUUGAAAUUGAAAUUUACUAUUUAUGUGUAUUAAAUGAUUAACUAUACAUUUAUUAUUUAGGGUAGCUACUACAUACUACCAUGGGUGCCCCCGGGGGGGAGGGAGCAAGACAGUGCAUCUGCUCUCCCCGUGGACUUCAAAAUAUCAAAUAUAAUUUUAAUAAUUUAUUAAUGUAAUUUUAUUUUAAGUAUUUUUUGGUUUUUGAUUUUAUUAUGCCCCUCCUUGAUAAAUAUCUUGCGAGCGCCCAUGGAGACAAUUGCUUCUACUUCAUAUAUUUGAAGGAGGCUUAACUCCUGCUCAAUUUCCGCCUAUGCGACGUACAUCGAGUUUUCGUACAAUCUGACGUACCAAAAAUGCGUAAUCGUACAUUUAUAUAACUACAAUAGCUGUAUUACCUGAUUUCGGUCGUGCGAGGUACGAUUGUUAGUUAAUAAUGUUUGUAAAAAUAAUAAUUAAAAAUACUAAAUUAUUUUUAAUAAUUAUAUAACUAUAGCAUGUGACUUUGUUGGCGAUUUUCCUUUUUUUUUUUAUAACUCGCUUGUCAUUGUAUAAUCUAGAAACUGAAGGUAAAAUGACUUAGGUUAUUAUUAUAACAUUUUAACUUAAGCUUAACCAAUAGGAAAUUAGCCGAAAAAAUUAUACUUUUUGUAUUUCAAAGACUGCAAAUUGUUAUGUUUGGACAAUCCAAAUCGGAGAAAUGUUGAGAUAAAUAUAGCCUUAAUUACUCAGGAAUAGUGUAGCUUUAAGGAAUAACUUACCUAACUAUUGUUCAAAGAUUAUGCAGUAAAACAAAAUUUAAAUUAAUUUUUGUAAUCAUAAUAACUAUCAUAAUUCAAAUGAACUUUUAAAUGCAUUUUUAUUUAUUUUAGGAAAGAGUUUAUGAUGAAAUUCAUAGCGUAUUGGGCGAUGGAAAUGAAACAAUUACUAUCGAACACACAACUAAACUAGUUUAUAUGAAACAAGUUAUAAACGAAACUCUUCGGUUAUUCCCUAUUGCACCAUUGAUGCUAAGAGAACUGCAAGCCGAUGUGACAAUUAGUACGUACACUUGAAAGUGUUAUACCUACCUAACUAGAAAUUAAUAUUGAAAAUUACCUACUUAUUAGUUUCUGGUAAUCACACAUUGCCAAAAGGAACAGCAUGUGUUAUAUCUCCAAUGGUAACGCAUUUUAUUCCCGAGUUGUACUCAAAUCCAGAAUUGUUCAAUCCGGAUAACUUCAACGCCGAUAAUGUCGCUAAACGACAUAAAUAUAGUUUCAUACCAUUUAGUGGCGGCCCAAGAAGUUGUAUAGGUAAGUUAUUAUUUUAAAAAUUAAAAAUAUAAGUAUUGCAUAAAACGUAUUUGUCUAUUCAAUUACAGGAAUGAAAUAUGCUUUGUUAAAUAUAACAGUAUUACUCACUCAGAUUUUACGGAACUUCAGUGUGCAUACGGAUUUGAAAUUUAGCGAUAUUAAAUUAAAAUUCAAUCUGACAAUAAAAAGUGUAAACGGUUAUCCUGUAACUAUUCGCCCGAGAAAUAGUGCACUUGUAACAUCAUAA
Cinara cedri is the source of this 12678-nucleotide messenger RNA. NCBI's taxonomy places the organism in Eukaryota, Metazoa, Arthropoda, Insecta, Hemiptera, Aphididae. The record is from the annotation of a GenBank genome assembly.